Danaus plexippus (monarch butterfly) is the source of this 6016-nucleotide messenger RNA. RefSeq names its product SH3 and multiple ankyrin repeat domains protein 2 (gene Prosap). The transcript is spliced from 24 exons. Gene Ontology annotation, molecular function: synaptic receptor adaptor activity; ionotropic glutamate receptor binding. Bases 263 to 3865 code for a protein of 1200 amino acids. NCBI's taxonomy places the organism in Eukaryota, Metazoa, Arthropoda, Insecta, Lepidoptera, Nymphalidae. Gene Ontology annotation, cellular component: postsynaptic density; postsynaptic membrane; dendritic spine. The record is from RefSeq and is a predicted model, not a curated record.
UUCGCUCGCUCCCAGUCGCGGGUGAUAAGCGCUCGGUGUAAGUCGUGUGUGCCUUGUGACAGCUCCCGCGUAAAUACCGUUACGAAUGCGUUAAUUGGAUAUACCAUGAUUAAAAACUACCUUAGAUCGUUUUGUGUGUAACAUAAGUGGAUUUGUCGUGUGUUCCAUUACUCUCGUAUGUGUUUGUGAAACGAGUUUUAUUUUUUUUUGUGGGCAUCUCUUGGAUUUUUCUCCGCCGAGGUUUUUGUGAUGGCGUAGUAUAAUGGAGGGCGAGUGCGCGGAGGGCUGGCUGUUGGUGCGCGUGCACGUGCCAGAGCUGAACGUGCAAAAGAGCUUACAGUUCUCGCGCGAACAGCUCGUCUGGGACGUCAAGCAGCAGUGCCUUGCCGCCUUGCCUAAGGUGGCCACUUGGUAUCGGGAGUUGAAAGAAAGCUUUAAUUAUGGGCUGUUCUGUCCACCGGUCAACGGCAAAGCCGGCAAGUUCCUCGAUGAAGAACGACGCCUCGGAGAUUAUCCUUUUAAUGGACCCGUCGGCUACCUCGAGUUAAAAUACAAACGCCGUGUAUACAAGAUGUUGAAGCUGGACGAGAAGACAUUGAAGGCUCUACACUCGCGAGCCAACCUGAGGCGUUUUCUCGAGCACGUGACACACGGACAGAUAGACAAAAUUACCAAAUCAUGCGCUAAAGGACUGGAUCCCAACUUUCACUGUCAGGACACCGGCGAGACACCAUUAACAAUAGCCGCUGGCCUAAAAUCCCCGGGAAAAGUGUUAAUCGCUCUUGUGAACGGCGGAGCUCUUCUGGAUUACCGAACUAAAGAUGGCAGCACCGCCAUGCAUAGAGCUGUCGAAAAGAAUUCCCUUGAGGCUGUGAAGACUUUAUUGGAGCUCGGCGCCUCCCCGAACUAUAAAGAUGGAAAGGGAUUAACGCCUUUAUACUUGUCCGUAACGAACAAGACGGACCCUUUGCUCUGUGAGACACUGUUACAUGACCACGCCACCAUCGGUGCUACGGACUUACAAGGCUGGCUUGAAGUGCAUCAGGCGUGUCGUAACGGCCUGGUCCAACACCUGGACCACCUUCUCUUCUACGGAGCGGACAUGAACGGUCGUAACGCGUCCGGCAACACGCCGCUCCACGUGUGCGCUGUAAACGCCCAGGACUCCUGUGCGAGACAACUACUGUUCAGGGGCUGCGAUAAAGAGGCUCUCAACUUCGCCAACCAGACACCCUAUCAGGUAGCAGUAAUAGCCGGAAAUUUAGAAUUGGCCGAGGUCAUAAAAAACUACAAGUCGGACGAAGUCGUUCCGUUUCGGGGCCCGCCGCGGUAUAACCCGAAGCGUCGCUCGGCGUGGGGCGGGUGGUGGACGGACCGCGCCGGCGACCGAACCUCGCUGGCCUCCGUGCCCUCCGAGCUGGAGGCGCUCCUAAGGGCGGCUACACACUCGCCGGCCAGCGAGCGCUUCUCGUCCGCCUCGUCGAGCAUCAGCGACGCCAGCCAUCCCAGCCACGAGGACGACGCCAGCAUCCUCACAGAUAAGAGCGCGGACACGAGCGACAUCACGGACUCUAGCGGCGUGGGGACCAGCACCUCGGACACCAUGUGCUCGCUGCAGACCGCGGCCACGGUCGUCUGCCUACAGCCCUACGAGCCCACACACCACGGACAUCUGCGGCUCAACCAGGGUGACAUCAUAGAAGUGACUGGUGCGACAGACGAUGGUCUGCUGGAAGGCUCGGUCCGCGGCUCGACUGGCUCGGGGCUGUUCCCCGCCAGCUGCGUCCAGGAAGUGCGACUCAGGCAGAACGCACACCUUCAUCAGGUGUUGUCCUCGGGACCCAUCCACCACUCGCGCGUCACGGGGAGGAGGGAGAUGGCGCUCAGCAAAACAUACAGCGCGACCGCGCCGAGGAUCAAGAAGACUUAUGGCAAUAUGGAGUCCCGCACGGUGGUGCUCCACCGAGCGAGGCGGGGCUUCGGUUUCGUUCUGCGGGGGGCGAAGGCGUCGUCCCCGCUCAUGGAGCUUCGCCCUUCGGAGCGCUGUCCGGCGCUGCAGUAUCUGGACGACGUGGACGCGGGCGGAGUCGCCGACCGCGCGGGCCUUAAGAAAGGAGACUUCCUUGUGGCGAUCAAUGGCGAGGACGUGUCCGCGGCGUCCCACGAGCACGUGGUGGACCUCAUCCGGGGCUCGGGGGCGCUGGUCGCUAUGACGGUCGUCUCGCUCACCCCAUGCCCUAUCAACGACAACAACCCGGGCGGAGUGCCCGCCAGCAAGUCGCAGAACCAACUGGCGAGCUCCGGCCGGCCCUACGCUGCCACCCUGCCCAGGAAGGCGGCUGGAGGUCGAAGCCCCGCGCCGGCCCCUCCUCGGCGUGAUCCACGGACUACCCUCAGCGUGGGACGAGCCCGGGCCAAAUCCAUGGUGGCGGGAUUGGAAAACGGCGGCGAGAAAGAGGAGAGUGUGGAACCAUUAAGUGUCGCGGGGAAAUCUUCGUCGGCCGAGUCGGUCCAGUUACACGGAAGCAACACGGCCACGCCCGUGUCCGGAACUCCCGUGGCGCCGAGGACGGCGUCCAUACGAGCCCGCCCUGUGUCAGGAAGGAUCACGGCCGCCGAGCUGGAGGAGCUGUUCCAGAGACAGGCGGACGACGAGCAUGUCAACAGUGGCCCGGCCAUGAUGACUCGCUCGGCCUUCCAAGACGGCGGCUGUUCCCCUCCACCGUCCCCCGCGAGGCCGGCCAGGGUGUACGCCUCCGUCGCCGACAUGAAGAGGAACAGAACCAAGCUGUACCGUGAGCCGGCGUCCCUCCGGCGCGAGUUCCACUCGACCCCCGACCUGGCCGCGGAGCCCGACGCCCGCCCGCUCCGCACCAGGUCCAGCGAGGACGUACAUGAGUCACUCCGCGGCCCUCCCCCGUCCGAGGCUCCCCCUCCUCCGCCGGGGCUGCCCGCGUCUUCGUUCCGUCCCUCGUCGGCCGCCAAGCUGUACGCCUCGCCCCGGGACCUCGCGGCCGUCGCUUACAGACCGACCGCGGACACGGGUCGUAAGGCGGCGGGUCCGCGCGCCUGGUCCCGCGGCGCCCGCGCCCUGUCCGCGGACGCGGCGACCCACCAGUACGCUCAGCCGGUCAUGAACAACACCUUCGCCAGACAGAACUCCACGCCAGCGCCUCCGAUCCCCGAACCGGACUACAGCAUGUCGGAGUCGGACGAGGAGACCGCCAAGACUAAGAUCGAAGCGACCACCGUGACCGAGACCAGCGCCAACAGCAACACGAGCGGCAGCAGCUCCGGCUCCGGCUCCAUGCAACACUCGUUCUCCGUGGACGAGAUACAGAAGAUCCGUACGAGGCUGAAGUCGUCCAAGUCCUGCGGGGACGAACUCGGGGCGGGCACGGAGCGGGAGCGAGACGACGGCGACAACUCGUCGUCCGGCGUGUCGUCCGACCAGGAGGCCGCGCGGCCUCCGCGGCGGGACAAGGUCUCGUUCUGCAGCUCGGUGACCGUGAAGUCCUCCAACGACGUCAUUAGCACCGAGCCCGUGCACAGCUCGUCCGAGAGCCUCGCGCCGCCGCCCAUGAGGAGGCACAAUUCGCUGACCCGCAAGCGAGCGGCCGCGGCCCUGCUGCGGGGAGCGGCGCGGGGCGCGGGUGGCGCGCGCUCGGCGGCCGAACGGCUCGGGGUGGACGUGGGCAAGGCGCCUGGGCGGCGCGCCCGCGGCGUGUCGCUGGCCGAGCUGCCGCCGCCGCCCGAGGAGCCGGCCGCGGAGGACGCCGCGCCGCCCGUACUGGCGCCGCCGCCGCAAUUCAGCGACCGAGUGCGUGUGGUCGCCGCGCUGCCCAAACUCGCCCACCUCCAGUAGACGCCGUCUCCAUGGACUCGAGUUCCCCUUCAGCAGCAACCCGUCUCCAGCGAAGCCCCGCGGCCGCCGGUCGUCGCGUCGGUCGCUCGAGUUCUUCUCUCUUUCUAUUUUAACCAGAUCGCUCGCCCUCUCCUGUCGUGGUCCGCUCUCGUAUACUCUGCCGUAUCCGGCCGGGCGUCCGGGAGGGCCGAGCCGCGCAGUGAGCGUAGCACUUUUUGUAAUCAAAUGACUAAAUGAAACCAAAGAUUUAUAGUAUUUAUUGUUGAGGAGUUAACAUGAUAUAGUUGAAGCUAAUUUUUAUACAUUCCCUUACUCUCUGUAUUAUUAUACUCUGCCCCCCCCCCCCCGGGCGGCGGGACAGCUCGUUGUUAUUAUCUGUAGUCUCCGAAGUGUCAAACUCGAUCGUUUUCAAUAUUUUAUUUCUCCAACUUUCCAACGCAACCAAGUGCCAUCGUGUCUUUGAGUUAUUUUAAUAUUUUUAUAUGUAUUUGUAAAUAUUUACGAGAGCUAUUUUGUUGAAAGAGUGGACGAUAUACUGUACAUACAAAAAUGCAUCCGGCCAGCAAAAGCGAUAUAUGUGAAGUUUUAAACGCAUCAUAUUUAUAAAUUAAUAUAUUUAUUUUAUUUAAAUUAUAUUUAAAAUGGAAAUGAUAUAAUUUAUUUAUUAGUUUCGUCCACGUGUAACGAGUAGUCCACUCUUUUGGCGGGUUUUUAAUAACGUGUAUAAGGCGGACGCCAUCUUGAAUGUGUUCUCUGAAGUGCUCAUUAUUGAAUGCUUUGUCGCGUCAUCCGUUCCAAUAUUAUGUACAUUUUUUAUAUUAGCCUGUCUGUAGCGUGGUUUCAAUUGUGUCUUCAAAAACUACCCUCCAAUACAAGAGGGAAGGCGGAAAACAUCACUUGCAUAAAAUAAACCCACACAAUGCUCACUAUAUUGAGAUCACGUUACAAGACGGAUGUUAUAUUUUACGAAUAUAUUGCACAGCAACAUUGAGUGUUGUGCUCAGGUCGUGUGCGUCUCGUGUUUCACACAUGAAGCGGGCUGCGGAAAUAUUAUUUACAAAAAGAAGACAUGACGUGUUGAAUUCAUUUUCGUGUCGAAAAUUUAUAAAACUGUCAAUUGUUCUUGAAAGAUUGAUAUUCCUUUACAGAGUCGUGAGAUACGUUUGACUAUUUGAAUCGAUCAGCGACGUAUUCAUUACGGACUGAUCUGUCAGCUACGGCCUAUAUGAUACAGUUUACAGAAUAUAUAAAAGUUUUAGGUGAUGUAGAAGGUAAUCAGUCUCCAAGGACUCGAGGCACGCAGCGAUGCUUUCUUAGUUCACAGUCCACUGCCUACAAGCCGCCUCCAUCUCGCCGGUCGCACGCGGAUCGUUUCCCAACAUAUAUAUUACAAACAACUCGACAUAUAACAGGCCUGGAUAUUUUGCAAUUGACGUCGACUCGUUGGCGGUAGAAUUUAGGAAUUGCCAGUAAUGGAAUUAUUUACACUUUCUAGAUCCGAGCGCACACAGGGCCGGAUGUUUACGUUAUUUCAAUAACGAUUUUGAUAAAUAUACAAUUUAAACGAUUAUAGCUCGGUAAUACUAAGAAUCUUAAAAUGUUUGUGAUGCAUAGACUCGACGGUAUGAGAAUUGAAAUACAUACAUAAACGGGUUAGACUUUUUUGGACGUAGAAAUCGUCCCCCUCUGUGUGUACUCGGGGUAAUGUUAGCCAAAAUUCUAGCGAUUUAAACUAGAUCGAGUCGAUUAUUUUAGCGGGUUGACGUAAAGCCCUUGUAUUAUUAGCACAAUCAAUUGAUUUUCAUUAAUUAUUAUUGAGUUAUAUCUUCUUGUCAUUAAUUUAAGUUGUAUAAAUGUAUUGUCUACUUAAGGCAUAGAUAGGUAGUGGUAAUUAUAUUAGGGAAAUAUCGAUGAUUCUAGAUGUAACGGACGGACUGUACGGCGGGUUCUAGCGGCGGACGUACGUUCAAUAGGAAGCUGUCCGCGCUGUCGCGCUUGAAUAUUUAAAGUUUUUAACAACUCCCCAGGUAUAUCCGCCGCUGGACCCCGCCGCAUUUUAUAUGUACCACCAAUAGUUUCGUUUGAAUCUCAGUACCGGUCGUGUGACAGCAACUUGGCAUACUUUCAAACAAAAUAAAUGUUUCAUCACUA